This is a messenger RNA of Pecten maximus, 2763 nucleotides long. RefSeq names its product deoxycytidylate deaminase-like. Gene Ontology annotation, biological process: dTMP biosynthetic process; dUMP biosynthetic process. The transcript is spliced from 5 exons. Lineage: Eukaryota; Metazoa; Mollusca; Bivalvia; Pectinida; Pectinidae. Gene Ontology annotation, molecular function: zinc ion binding; dCMP deaminase activity. Bases 192 to 731 code for a protein of 179 amino acids. Gene Ontology annotation, cellular component: cytoplasm. The record is from RefSeq and is a predicted model, not a curated record.
UAAACAAUCGUGAUGCAAUUGCAAAGCAAUUACCACGUGUUUGCAUGUAUCGCAGGUGUCUGCAUCUAGAUAGGCCUAAAUACUAGCCAGAUGCAUGUGCAUAUAACUCCUACCAAUGAACAACACUCGAAAUUUACUACCGGAUUGUAAGUAACAAGAGGGAGGGUUACCUGGAAUGGCCAGAAUAUUUUAUGGCUAUAGCUUUUCUGUCGGCGCAGCGGAGUAAAGACCCGAAAACACAGGUUGGAGCAUGUAUAGUGAAUACAGAAAACAAGAUAGUAGGAAUUGGCUAUAAUGGAAUGCCUCAGGGCUGUAAUGAUGACCUCAUGCCAUGGAACAGAAAUGCAGACAGCAUUCUUGACACAAAACAGCUCUAUGUGUGCCAUGCAGAGUUGAAUGCUGUAUUGAACAAGAACUCUACUGACGUGAAGGACUGUACAGUGUAUGUGGCUCUCUUCCCCUGUAAUGAGUGUGCCAAAGUUCUCAUUCAAUCCCGGAUAAAGGAAGUAGUGUACUACUCUGACAAAUAUCAUCACAAAGUCGAGUUUGUGGCUUCUCGAAGGAUGCUGGACAUGGCUGGCAUCAAACACAGACAAUAUAGACCAAAACAGAGUAGAAUUGUUAUAGAUUUCUCAUCAAUAGAGGCAGUGACUAAUGGAGUAAGCACAUCAACUGAAGAACCAAAGAUUGUCCAGGGAGGACAGGUUACAUCUAAUGGAGACGCGAAGUGAUUGUCACUGUUAAGGAAAUGCAAAAUGAUGUAUGAAAUAGACUACAGUAUCUGAUUGCGAAGGACAUAUAUUGAUGUAUCUAAGUAAAUGUUAUAGUGCUAGUUUUCUCUGAACUAUUUCUGUGUGGGGAUGUAUGGCACAGGUUGUGAACGUUCACUAGUAUUAUUCAUCACAUGUGCUUGUAUCUGGUAACCAAUAGCCCAAGUUAAAAUCUGAUAUCUAUGAUAUACUAUGUAUAGUAUAUAUACAAGUACAUGGUAUAUUGGGUUGUUAUUAUCAGAAACUCACGAAGCUCAACUAUACCAACAUUACUACAUGUGUAUCUGUAUAAGCCUCUGUCUGGUAAUAAGCUCACUCAUGUCUACAAGAGUUUGGUAAAAUGAUCCAUGGUUAUUGGGCCAUUAUUCAACCAGCCAAUGUCUUUGUCAUCUCCCUUAGGAUCAUACAGCCGGAGCUGCCAUUUCAGCACUAACAAAUUACACAGGACAUUUCUUGCACUGCCUUAACACGUACUCAUUUACAGCUGAGUCGACAGUAUCACAACAGAGUAAAGUAUCUUGUUCAAGGAUACAACACAGCAAGCAUGCUGGGACUCGAACUAAUGACUCUUUGGUCACAUAGCCCUGCAUCCUACCACUAGACCACUAGACUACCAUGGCUCCGUGAUAAUAAUACUAUUUUAAUGUCCUGUAAUAAGCCCACUGUGCUAUUUUGUGUCAGAUUUUAUGUAUUAGCAGCAUGGACUUAUUACAGGACAAUCCUAUUGAUGUGUCAGCCAUUGUGUUGACCAGCUGCAAAUGUUUGUGUUAAGUGUAACAAAUUUGUUUCAUCCAAUUAUUGAGAAUUUUAUAUCACCUCAGAUGAAGUCUCAAUUGACAUAUUCUAAACACCAUUCAAAAAAAAAUUACAUUUACAACUCCUUCUCAAUAACCAAGAAGCCUAGACACCUAGAAUCGGGCCUAUAGCAUGAUGGGGUGAAGGGCUAUCAAGAUCGUUGAAAUCAAUUACCUUGACCUUCAUUAAGGUCACUGGAGUCAAAUAUGCUAAAACCUUUCAAUGACUUCUAAUUGAGCAAGAGGUCCAGAGAACUCAUAUUGGGCCUUUAGCAUGCUGAGGUUAGAACUUUUAAUAUUGUUGAAAUGAAUGACCUUGACCUUCAUUCAAGGUCACAGGGGUCAAAUAUGUUGAAAACUUUCGAGGCCUUCUUCUCACUAAAUGGAGGUCUGGAUACCUGAUAUUGGGCCUUUAGCAUGCUUGGGUGAAGAACUAUCAAGAGUGAUGAAAUGAAUGACCUUGAUAUUCAUUCAUGGUCACAGGUGUCAAAUAUGCCAAAAUCAUUUAAACGUCUUCUUCUUGAGAACAAAAACACUUGAUAUUUGGUCUGUAGCAGCCUCUUGCAAAAGUGUAUUUACAGUGUCAUCGGAAAGAAAAAUGAAAGACAUUCAUUGACCCCUGAGCAAAAGUAAAAAAAAAAAAAAAAAUGCUUAGAAUGUUUGUAUCCUUCAGGGACUUUUUCAUCCUACAUGGUCAGUACAUUAACUUUCAUAUUAUGUAUACACAAAUAUUUAUGAUAGUUUUAUACAAUGUUUUGCAAGAUUAUUCAGGAUCAAGAUAUACAUUGUAUUUGGAUUUAAUGGGCACUUUGUUCCUAUUUAAAGAGAUUCUUUAUGUAAGAUCCCCAAUGGUGGUGUGGUGGUAUCUGUAUUUUCCCUGAAGCAGCCAGGUUGAAUUUUGAUUAAUUUAGAAAGUUUUACAUUCACCUGCCUAACCAUGUAGUCUUUUUUUGGUACUCAGAGUUACUUAAAUAUACAGCCCCCUGUACAUUUCCAUCUGAGACAUCAUCAGUAUUUCUUAUUGUACAAGUUGAUCACUUCAGUCAAUUCAGUCAGUCAAUUGUAAAAUGCAUAUUAUAGGUAAAAGUAUAUUAUUAUAUUAUAAGUGAAAGUGUGUAGCUACAUAUCAACAGAUAGUUGAGUUUUUUGCUUUAUGAAAAUAGAAUGUUCAAUAAAAUAAAUGAUGUAUUGAGAAAUUA